AUGCCCCUCCCAACCGCCCCUCCCAGCGAAGUCCUCCCCCUACAAUCUUUCUCCCUCCAAGUCACCGUCCACAUCAAACCCGAAGACCUCGAUGCCUUCCACAAAGCCAUGAACCCCGUCUUCGAAACAGUGUGUAAUGAGCCUGAGCUGUUGUAUUUUGAGAUUUUCCAAGAUCCGGAUUCGCCGGGGACGCUUUCUUGGGUUGAGAAUUGGAGGGGGAGUGUGGAGUGGUUGAUGAAGGUGCAAUUGCAAAAGGAGUAUUAUCGUCCGUAUCUAGAGGCGACGGAGCCGAUGUUUAUCAAGGAGCGGGAGUUUAAGGUGUUGAGGAGGGCACCGGGGUAUGUCAGUGGCAAAAGGGAGAAUUUCAGGGAGGCUUUUGUUGGAGAGCUGAAGGGAUGA
Molecule: messenger RNA, 399 nt
Organism: Fulvia fulva
Lineage: Eukaryota; Fungi; Ascomycota; Dothideomycetes; Mycosphaerellales; Mycosphaerellaceae
Exons: 2
Coding region: 1-399 (132 amino acids)
Source: RefSeq, a predicted model, not a curated record